AUGUUUCUAUUCUCUCUCUUAUUCUCUUGCUCAGUUUCGUUUCGUUUCUUCUCUUUUUUUAAAUUUCUAUUCCUUAUCCCCUCCCUUAAUGUUUCUAUUUUCUCUCUUAUUCCCCUUCUCGGUUUCUUUUCUUGUCUUUUUAUUCUCUCUCCCGCUUUUAAUAUUUCUAUCUUCUUCCUUACUCUCCUUUUCAGUUUCUUUCCAUUUCUAUUCUAUCUCUCUAUCUCUCUCUCUAUGUUUCCAUCCUCUACUCUAUCCUCCUCUCUCUCUAUGUUUCCAUCCUCUACCCUAUCCUACUCUCUCUUUAUGUUGCCAUCCUCUACCCUAUCCUCUUCUCUCUCUAUCUAUGUUUCCAUCCUCUACCCUAUCCUCCUCUCUCUCUCUAUGAUUCCAUCCUCUACCCUAUCCUCCUUACCUUUUUUCUUUCCGUUUUUCUCUCCUUUUAUAUUUAUUUUAUCUUUCCCUAAUUUUUUUAUCCUCUUUUUUCAUCCCUCUUUAUUCUCUGUUUCUGUCCUUCAUCCUUCAUUUUUUUUCUAUUUCCUCGUUCUCUCUUUCUUUCGUUUCUAUCCUCUUUUAUCUCUUAACAUUCUGUCUCUUUCCCUUUUUUUUUCUCCUUUUUUAUUUCUAUUCUGUCUUUCCGGUGCCCCUUCUCGUUUCUAUCCUUUUUUCUAUGCCUCACCAUUCUGUUUCUUUCUUUUGUUCCCUCUGCUUUUAUUUCUAUUUUCUCUCUCUCACUUCGUUAAAUUUUUAUAUCUUCUCUCUUAUCUCACUUUGUUUCCUUUCUUCUCCCCUUUUAUUUGUUUCUAUUUUAUUUCUCACUCUGUCUCUGUGUACUCUCGUUUAGUGUUUCUAUCUUCUCUCUUUUCAUUCCAUUACUUUCCCUUCUUAUUUCGUUUUUUUUUAUUUCUAUCUAUUCUCUCCUUUCCCUUCUUUAAUACUUCUAUCAUUUUCCUUAUUGCUCCUCCUCAUUCUGUUUCUUUUCUUUUGUUCUCUACUUUUUAA
Molecule: messenger RNA, 1002 nt
Organism: Acanthosepion pharaonis
Lineage: Eukaryota; Metazoa; Mollusca; Cephalopoda; Sepiida; Sepiidae
Source: the annotation of a GenBank genome assembly